This is a messenger RNA of Microdochium trichocladiopsis, 4868 nucleotides long. Its product is annotated as nuclear condensin complex subunit Smc4. Gene Ontology annotation, biological process: mitotic chromosome condensation. The record is from RefSeq and is a predicted model, not a curated record. Gene Ontology annotation, molecular function: protein binding; ATP binding; ATP hydrolysis activity. Lineage: Eukaryota; Fungi; Ascomycota; Sordariomycetes; Xylariales; Microdochiaceae. Gene Ontology annotation, cellular component: chromosome. Bases 166 to 4662 code for a protein of 1498 amino acids. The transcript is spliced from 3 exons.
CUAACUUACACAGCAGAGGCCAGCGUGUUCGCAGCCUGUCAAGUCGAAUUUGUUUCUCCAGAAACAUCACCGGCAACCCCAUUGUCGGCUCUGCCCAACCUUAUCUGGGCUAUUGUUUGUCCCCUCCUUACAGGUGUCACACAUCUGUGACUCCGCCUCAAUACAAUGUCGACGCGGACUCGUCGCGCAGCCGCCACGAGGCGCAUAGCGGUCAUCGACUCAUCUGAUGAAGACGAGAUCAGCGCCGUCUCCAACUCGACCCAGAAGAUCAAGGAAGAAUCCGAAGAUGACUUUGACCCCGACGUGACCUCCAAGACGACUCGCAGGAGGACGACACAGAGCAGACGCACUUCCACCCUGCCCCUCCGCGGUAGAGGCACACGCAGGAGUGUCGCGCCCUCCGAAGCUCCCGACAGCACCGAGAUCUACGACGAGGACGAGACAGAGAACACCAUUAUCGCGCCGACAGCACAGAUCAAAAAGGAAAGCCCAAGGAAGCGGAAAAGUGUGGCGCCUAGAAAGUCGGUCGUGGAACCCGAGCCUGUUGCCGCCGCCGAGGACGAGACAGUCUUGCCCACACCAGAUCCUUCAGAGGGGCCCUCGGGUCUGGGCGCUAGAGCACUCGGCGACAUCACGAUGACCCCCAGCGUCAACGAGCGACGGCCGUCCACGGCGUCUAGCGCGGGCGCCGACGACACGGUGGCCACGAUAAAGCCUAUCAAGGCCAUGGACACGGUCUUUGAGAAGCCCAUGGACAUCAUGCUCAAGUCCCGCGCCAUGGCGAUGCCCGUGGUCGAGGAUACUGGCCCAAAGGCUCGCAUCGUCAUCACAUACCUGAUCCUGACAAACUUCAAGAGUUAUGCGGGCCGCCAGGAGGUCGGGCCGUUCCAUUCUUCCUUCUCCUCCGUGGUCGGCCCCAACGGUUCGGGCAAGUCCAACGUCAUCGACGCCCUGCUCUUCGUCUUUGGCUUCCGUGCCAGCAAGAUGAGACAGGGCAAGAUCUCGGCCCUCAUCCACAACUCGGCGCAGCACCCCAAUCUUGACCACUGUGAGGUCGCAGUACAUUUUCAGGAGGUCAUGGAUCUUCCCGGUGGUGGUUCCGAGGUCAUUCCCAAUUCGCAACUAGUCAUCUCGAGACGGGCUUUCAAGAACAACUCGAGCAAAUACUACAUCGACAACAAGGAGUCCAGCUUCACCAUUGUCACCACACUGCUGCGCGACCGCGGCGUCGAUCUCGACCACAAGCGAUUCCUCAUCCUGCAGGGUGAGGUCGAGUCCAUCGCCCAGAUGAAGCCCAAAGCCGCGGGCGAGCACGACGACGGUCUGCUCGAAUAUCUCGAGGAUAUCAUUGGCACGUCAAAGUACAAGGCUCCAAUCGAGGAGUCGGCCGCUGAGGUCGAGACGCUGAACGAGGUCUGCGUCGAGAAGAGCGGCCGUGUCCAGCAUGUCGAGAAGGAGAAGAACAGCCUCGAGGACAAGAAGAACAAGGCGCUGGCAUUUAUCCGCGACGAGAACGAGCUCGUGCUCAAGCAGUCGGCCUUGUACCAGCUGUACAUUAGCGAGUGCAACGACAACCUUGCCGUCACCGCGGAGGCGAUCAGCCAGAUGCAGGCGCAGCUCGAUGCCGAGCUCGAGAAGCACCAGGGCAGCGAGCAGAUCAUCAAGCAGCUGUCCAAGGCGUACAACAAAGGCAGCAAGGAGUUUGAGGGACAGGAGAAGGAGGUGCAGACUCUGGUGGCCGAGCUGUCCAAGUUUGAGCAGGAGAGGGUCAAGUUUGACGAGAAGCGCAAGUUCCUGACCGACAAGAAGAAGAAGCUAGAGAAGACCAUUACCAACGCCGAAAAGUCCACUGCCGACGCCGACGAGACGAUCGAGCAGUGCACGGAGGAAAUCGCGACCCGGACGGAGGAGAUUGCGCAGCUCGAGCAGCAAGUCCAGGAAGAGGAGGACAAGCUCACAUCGAUCCGCGAGAACCUCAAGGGCAAGACACAGGUCUACUCGGACCAGAUCGCCGCCAAGCAGAAGUCUCUGGAGCCAUGGACGGAAAAGAUCAACGAGAAGCAGUCUGCCAUUGCCGUCGCCGAGUCCGAGUUGACCAUCCUCCAGGAGAAGGCCAACGCGGGUGCCGUCGCGACCGAGGAGCUCAAGAAGAAGAUUGCCAGCAUCGAGAAGAACCGCGAUGCCAAGACUGCUGAGCUCAAGGAGUGUGAGACCGACAAGGCCGAGCUGGAGAACGAGAUGAAGGAGGUCCAGUCGGAGCUGGAGCACCUCGCCUCGAUCGAGCCAAAGUUCCUGCAAAAGAUCUCCAAUGCCAGACAAAAGGCGGACGAGGCCCGCUCGAGUCUCUCCCAGACACAGAACCGCGGCAACGUGCUCACCGCGCUCAUGCGCAUGAAGGAGUCGGGCCGUAUCGACGGAUUUCACGGGCGACUCGGCAACCUUGGUGCCAUAGACGAGCAGUACGAUGUGGCCAUCUCGACUGCGUGCCCGUCGCUCGACAACUUCGUCACCGACACGGUCGAGGCCGGGCAGCAGUGCAUCGAGUACCUGCGCAAGACGAACCUCGGACGAGGCAACUUCAUGUGUCUGGACAAGCUCCGUGCGCGUGGCAUGGACCAGAUCCAGACUCCCGAGAAUGCCCCUCGCUUGUUUGACCUCAUCCGGGCCAAAGAGGACAGGUUCCGCCCGGCUUUCUAUCAUGCUCUGCAGGACACUCUUGUCGCCAAGGAUCUCGCGCAGGCCAACAGGAUCGCCUACGGUGCCAAGCGGUGGCGAGUGGUGACGCUUGCCGGAGAGCUCAUCGACAAGAGCGGCACCAUGUCUGGUGGUGGCACGACCGUCAAGAGGGGCCUCAUGUCGAGCAAGCUCACUGCCGACACGUCCAAGGAGAAGGUCGUCAAGUACGAAGCCGACCGCGAUGCGCUGGAGGCAAAGUUCCAAGAGUUCCAGGAGGAGCAAAGGAAGUUCGAGAGCCGCAUGAAGCAGCUCCAGGUUGAGAUUCCCGAACUUCAGACCAAGAUGCAAAAGAUUGGCCUCGAGAUCCAGAGCGCAGAAAAGAACCUCGCCGAUGCCAAGCGCCGCGUCAAGGAGCUCGCCAGGGAGCACCAGCCGUCCGAGUCUGACGACAACAGGGUGGCGACGCUCCAGAAGGAGGUUGCCAAGCUCAACAAGGAGGUGGCUAAGCUCCACACCGAGACCGAAGGCGUCGAGGCCGAGAUCAAGGAGCUGCAGGACAAGAUCAUGCAGGUCGGUGGUGAGAAGCUGCGCGCUCAGAAGGCCAAGGUUGACGGCAUCAAGGAGGAGAUCACCUCCAGCAAUGAGGAGAUUUCCACUGCCGAGGUCAAGAAGGCCAAGGCAGAAAAGUCAAAGACGAAGCUCGACAAGGACCGUGCCAAGGCCACCAAGGAGCUCACGACCGCCGACGCUGACCUUGAACGUCUCGAGGAGGAGGUUGCUAACCAGGGCACCAAGUCCGAGUCUCUCGAGGAAUCCGUCAACGAGGCCCAGGCGAAUCUCAAAGAGAAGAAGAAGGAGCUUGCGGCCUUGAAGAGCGAGCUCGACGAGAAGUCUGCGGAGCUCAACGAGACCAGAGCUGCGGAGAUUGAGAUGAAGAACCAGCUUGAAGAGAAUCAGAAGGUGCUAGCUGAGAAUCAGAAGCGUCUCAGGUAUUGGGACGAGAAGCUGGGCAAGCUUGUGCUCCAGAACGUUAAUGACCUGACGGGAGAAUCGGCCGCGCCAGCCCAGCCAGCCGCCAAGCCAGAGAAGUCACCUGAAGAGGGCGAAAAGGCCGAGGAAGACGACGAUGGGGAACAGAUGGACGUGGACAAAGCCGAGGAGGAGGAAGAGGACGACGACGACGACGCAGCGGACGAGGCUGGGCCACGGGCGCCACAACAGCAGCCCAAUGAGCUCCCGCGCUACACGGAAGACGAGCUCCGCGACAUGAGCAAGGAGCGGCUCAAGGCCGAGAUCGCUGCUCUGGAGGAGAAGACGCAGAAUGUCAACGUUGACGUUGGCGUCCUUUCUGAGUACCGUCGCCGUGUCGAGGAGCACGCAGCCCGGUCUUCGGAUCUCGCCGAGGCCGUCCAGCAGCGCGACUCGGCCAAGAAGCGAUGCGACGAGCUCCGCCGCCUGCGCCUCGAGGGUUUCAUGGAAGGCUUCAGCACCAUCUCGCUCCGCCUCAAGGAGAUGUACCAGAUGAUCACCAUGGGUGGCAACGCAGAGCUCGAGCUUGUCGACAGUCUCGACCCCUUCAGCGAAGGCAUCCUGUUCUCCGUCAUGCCGCCGAAGAAGAGCUGGAAGAACAUUAGCAAUUUGUCUGGUGGAGAGAAGACGUUGAGCAGUCUGGCGCUCGUGUUUGCGCUGCAUCAUUACAAGCCGACGCCGCUCUAUGUCAUGGACGAGAUUGAUGCAGCUUUGGAUUUCCGCAAUGUGUCGAUUGUGGCCAACUACAUCAAGGAGCGCACCAAGAACGCCCAGUUCAUCGUCAUCUCGCUGCGCAACAACAUGUUUGAGCUCGCGGCGCGCCUCGUCGGCGUCUACAAGGUCAAUCACAUGACCAAGAGCGUCACGAUCGAGAAUCACGACUACAUUGUCAGGCCGACACAGCGGGCGGCACCCAACGAGUUUGGCAGUGGCGGGUUGACUGAGCAGUUCAGAUAGAUUUUGUUGAUGACGAUGACGAUGGAACAUGUGACUGGAUAUAAUGAAUGUAGAGUCGGCGGUGCAGGAUAAGCAUGGCCUGCUAGGUACGAGGCGUUGCGGCGUUGAACUUGGGGCUCUGGACCUCUGGUAUCCCGGGGCAGGAGGGAUUUUGUGCUGUCCCAGCGUAUUUAUCAUGACAAUCGAAUGAUCACUACUUGUACACG